Cryptosporidium ubiquitum is the source of this 1260-nucleotide messenger RNA. RefSeq lists its product as uncharacterized. The coding region runs from base 1 to 1260 and encodes 419 amino acids. The record is from RefSeq and is a predicted model, not a curated record. The transcript is spliced from 2 exons. Lineage: Eukaryota; Apicomplexa; Conoidasida; Eucoccidiorida; Cryptosporidiidae.
AUGAAUAUUAAAUUGUUUUCCUUAUUUUUCAUUUCAUUAAAUUUUUUAUACUCGAUAAAUGGAGAAGAUAUUGAUAGCAAAAGCAUCAAUUUACCAGAUAUGAGCUUUGGUAAUAUGGGUGAAAUUGACAUGAAUGACGGGGCAGAUAUAGAUAAAGUUAUUGGUGAGUCCAAUAUUGAUAGUAUGAGUCUUGGUGGAUAUAAUACUGAUCAUACCAGUAUUGGAGGAUCUAAUAUUGAUGGUAUGAGUGUUGGUGGGUCUAAUAUUGAUGGUAUGAGUGCUGGUGGGUCUAAUAUUGAUGGUGCUAGUAUUUUAGGAUCCAAUGCUGGUGAAACUAGUUUUGGCGGAUCUAAUAUUGAUGAUAAUAGUAUUGGUGGAUCCAAUUCUGGUGACACUAGUGUUGGUGGGUCCAAUUUGGGUUUAGAUAGUCAUAGAUCCGUUGAUUUUGAAGAUAGUGAUAAUGAAAAAAUGUUAGACUUUCAUAUUUUAGGUGAUGAAGAACAUGCAGAAGAUCCAAUAUUAAUGGCAAGAUCUUCAAGUAACCCUUCGUUGAAUGAAAAUCAUAAUGAGGACCCCAUUUCAAUUGAUUCUCGUUCUGUUAGCCAUGACCAGGGGGAUAAUCACAACGAUUCUAAUAUGGAUAGUACAUCUGUAAAUGCAGAUCGAGCUAACGACAAUGACAGAAUAGUAACAUACGGCUUUGGAGGUGGCCCAGUUGCUCCACCAGCAAGUACAUCAACAACUCCUCCUAUAACAGAUUCCACUGAUAAAACAGAUCCUGUUGAUGUAACUGAUCCCGUUGAUAAGACAGAUCCCAUUGAUAAAACGGAUCCCACUGAUAAUACAAGUUCGUCGACAACGUUAACAACCAUUUCUCCUGAUAUAACAACAAAAGGAUCUGUAGAUCCUGGAGUGAUAGCUGGAGCAGUAGUGGGAGGUAUUGCAGGUAUUGGGCUACUAGGAGGAUUGGGUUUUGGACUUAAUAAGAGGAGAAGAAGGAGUGGUGGUAUUGGAGAAGGUGUAAGUAAUUUUGAUUCUAAUAACUUAAGGGGAACGGCUGGGACGUAUAAAAGUAAUGUUUCUAGUGAAGGAUCUAACUCAGUUUCGGUUGUUGGAAACACAGAUUCAAGACAACAAAAACCUAGAGGUCCUGAGGUUAUUGCUUCAGGUUUUGGAAAUGUAGGUGAACAACCUUUACCAGCAUAUUCUGUAGGAGGAUCAGAAGAGUAUAAUAAUGAAUUCUCAUUCUUUGAAGAUUAA